GUUGAACUUUAAGUUGCUACCUUAAAUGUUAAUGACUCGGUAAGAAGUACAUGCAUGUAACUUGACUCCUGACUUUUAUCAAGCUACAUACAAUAAACAAACAUUAUUUUCUCUAUUUUCCAUUUAUAUUUUUACGAAUACUAAAACUUUAGACAAGAUGUCUGCACCGGUAGAGCAGCGCGUAGCUGUUCCUGUUGAUGACCCCAAUGCAGAUACUGAAUGGAAUGAAAUACUCCGCAAGCAUAAAAUCAUCCCUGAAAAGCCUCCAUCACCUACACCUAUGAUCGAGGAGGCUAUAUUAGAAGGCCGCCGAAUUGCAUAUGAGAACAGAUUGGAAGGGAAGGAGCUGGAUGAGCUCGAUGCCUUGGAAGAUGAAGAAGAUGAGGCUUUCUUGGAGCAAUAUCGACAAAAGCGAAUACAAGAGUUGAACAGCUUAACCAAGAAGGCGAUACACGGCACAGUCUACCCAAUAUCAAAACCGGAAUAUUCGCGCGAAGUUACUGAAGCAUCUAACAACGGGCCUGUCUUCGUCCACCUUACUGCUUCCUUAGGAACCAACGUCGAGUCUAGAGUUCUAACAGAGCUCUGGAUGCAGGCAGCAAAGGAAUACGGCGAAGUCAAGUUCUGUGAGAUCAGAGCUGACAAAGCAAUUGAGAACUACCCAGACCGAAAUUGCCCAACUAUUCUUGUGUAUAAGAACGGCGAUAUCGUAAAGCAAAUAGUCACUCUUGUGACUGUAGGUGGUGUUCGAAUGAACAUGAUGAAUAUUGAUGACUUGCUUGUUGAAGUGGGGGCGGUCAAUGAGAAGGAUAUGAGGGUUGUGAAAAGGAAAAGAGAUGCCGAAGACGCCAAAGAAGAAGAGCACAUGAGCAAAGGUAUCAAGAGUGGAAAUUUGAGACACGCAAACGCUAAGGACGAUGACGAUGAUGACGAUGAUGACUGGAAUUGAAGGCAUAUACAGCGUGGGCUAGGUUUUUCAGUGUCUCAAAAAAGUAACCAAAGUAUAAUAUUCUAUAAUAGUCAGAACAAAUUCGAUUCGAUACCGAGAACUCAGACAAGUCAAACAUCUGCAUGGAAGAAUUCUUGGAGAGUAUAAUAAUAUGCAUCCG
Molecule: messenger RNA, 1109 nt
Organism: Hypoxylon fragiforme
Lineage: Eukaryota; Fungi; Ascomycota; Sordariomycetes; Xylariales; Hypoxylaceae
Product: thioredoxin-like protein
Exons: 2
Coding region: 158-949 (263 amino acids)
Biological process (GO): protein folding
Cellular component (GO): cytoplasm
Source: RefSeq, a predicted model, not a curated record